AUGGAGAGCAACCCGUACGUGUUCAAGAGCCUGGUGCAGAUCUACGAGGAGUACCUGAACCUGAUCAUACACCGCGUGAAGGGCUACAAAGUGCUGAUCCUGGACGACGAGACGAAGACGAUCAUCUCGCUCAUCUUCUCCCAUUCCUACAUCCUGGAAAAGGAAAUCUUCCUCACCUUGAAUUUUAACGACAGCAACAUUUUCGAAGAUGCGACGAGCAGCGGUGGGAAAAGUGACAAAUUUGACUUUAAGAAUUACAAAAUAAAAAAUCUGAAGCAUUUGAAGGCCAUUUUCUUGCUAAGACCGACGCACACCAACAUCCUAAAGUUAAUGAAGGAGCUGAGGAGGCCCAUAUUCCUAGAGUACUACCUCUUCUUCACCAAUGUCUUGAGCGAUAAGUACACAGAGAAGCUAGCCAAAGCGGAUGAAUUUGAAGUCGUUAAGAAUAUCAUGGAGUACUACAUAGAUGCGUAUGUCCUCCAUGAUAAUUUAUUUUCCCUAAAUAUUGACUAUACAUCUUUUUUGUAUAAAAAUGAUGAGCAUUCCCUAUCCGUUGCAGAUAGAGGGAGGAACAGGAGGAGGAGGAAGAAGAAAGGGCCUUUUGUGAAAAGCACUCCAGGUGUGAACCCCACUGAUGGAGGGUACGAUUUCGGGGGAGCAAGAAACAUAUAUGAUAAGCUGACAAUUGAUGAGUUUGGGCUACUUGGGGAAGGAGGAAACGAGGAUGCCUUCUCCAAUGUACAGCUCCAAAAUAGUAGUGACUAUAACGCUAGUACCAUUGCAGAUGAUGAUGUGAGCAACUACUCCAGCUUUGCUCUGUUCGAAAAUCAAGUGGUUCAAAGAAUCGUCGACGGAGUGUUCUCCCUCCUCUGCUCUGUUAAGCAAGUGCCGGACAUCAUCUACAAUAGGAACUCCCCCAUUUGUAAGCACAUAAUUGAUUUGUUAAAAAUUAAAAUGCUGAAAAACGAGUCCGUCUUUUCUGCCGUGUUGGAUUCGUACGAAAGGUACAAUGGGGAGGUGGAGCGGCAGAUCAAAAUGGCUACCCACCAGGGGGAACAUAGCACCUACCAGUUUAAUACCAUCAUGGGGAGUCAACAUGGGAAUAUGGGCACCGAGGGAAACUGCUGCUAUAUGAUUAUUCUAGACAGAAGGGAAGACCCCAUCACCCCGCUGCUAACCCAGUGGACCUACCAAGCGAUGCUGCACGAACUCAUCGGCAUAGAGAAUAACAAAAUAAAUUUGGGCAUCAACUCAGAAGAAUCCCAAAUAGUGAUGUCUUGCAUGUAUGAUGAUUUCUACAAUGAGCAUCUGUUUGACAAUUUUGGAGACCUCGGAAAGGCAGUCAAAACGUAUGUAGAUAUGUACCAAGAGGAGACCUCUCGAAAGAGCAACCUCGAAUCGAUAGAUGACAUUCAGAAGUUCAUAGAGAUCUACCCCAACUAUAAGAAGCUCUCUGGGAACGUUACAAAACAUGUGAACAUCCUCCACAAGUUUGCAGAAGUGGUGGAGAAGAGGCAACUCUUUUACAUGUCCGAGCUUGAGCAGUCCAUCGCCAUUUACCACAAAAAAGGGGAACACUUCAAGCAGGUCAUCGACACGAUUAGAAAUGAGACGUAUACUAACUAUGAUGUGUUGCGCCUGUCCCUGCUGUAUACCCUCAAGUACGAAGACGAAGAAGAAGUCGAGGUCAUCAAAACGGAGCUGACCAAAAGGAACAUUGACAAGGAUCAAGUGCUCCUCAUUGAUGCCUUGCUAAUGUAUGCGAGUGAAGAAGCGAGGAAUAAUCAGCUGUUCAAAGAGCAAACCUUUUUAGACUUUGCAAAAACGACCAUAACGAGAACGAUCAAGGGGACCUCCAACGUUUUUACGUUACACAAAUCGUAUAUUUAUUACCUCAUUGAAGAUUUGAUGAAGGCUAAGUUGGAUAGCCACACGUACACGACGACCAACUUGCUCAACAUAGAGCCCAAUGUGAAUAAGCGGGUCAACUCCAUGAUCGUCUUCUUCAUCGGGGGGGCCACCUACGAGGAGUACCGCGAUUUGCAGUACCUCAGCAAGCGCUACAACAUCUCCUUCCUCCUGGGCGCCACGCAGCUCCACAACUCGCAGUCCUUCCUGGCGGACGCGCUGCAGCUGGUCAAGGACUGA
Messenger RNA from Plasmodium vivax (malaria parasite P. vivax), 2148 nucleotides. Its product is annotated as vacuolar protein sorting-associated protein 45, putative. Bases 1 to 2148 code for a protein of 715 amino acids. NCBI's taxonomy places the organism in Eukaryota, Apicomplexa, Aconoidasida, Haemosporida, Plasmodiidae. Gene Ontology annotation, biological process: intracellular protein transport; vesicle-mediated transport. The transcript has a single exon. Gene Ontology annotation, cellular component: Golgi membrane. The record is from RefSeq and is a predicted model, not a curated record.